CCUUGUUACUCACCUCUUUGGUCUUCGUCUUCUCCAAAUCGGAACUGUGGAGAUAGCUCACCGGAGAAAUGGUGUUGUUGUUGAAGAAAAAGGAACGGUGAUCGGAAAUUGACAAAAUAGGAAGAAGCUUUUUCCAAUUUUACCUAAAAUAAGAAAUGAACAUUCAACAACUCAAAUUUUUAGUUAAACUUGCCCUAUUUUUCUUCAUUAUAGUAAUCGCUACUGUUCAUGGCUACUUAACAUGGCUUAGCUCUACUUCCGCUUCCAUUCUAUUAGCUGAUCUUCUUUCAGUACUUCUCCACCGCUACUCCCCUUAUAUCUCUCGUCUUUAUCAUUUCUUCCACCUUGAAAAUCCUAGACGAAAACGCCGUCAUUCUGAUAUCCUAGCGCCAUUAGUAGCGGUAUUCGUAGCGCCACUGUUUAGCCACAAAUUAUUUGACGACAUAAAUGUGACUGCUUGUAUGGUGGUAGCAACUACGUUUUACCCUCCAAUGAUGCAUUACUUUGGUAGACCUAGAAAUUUUCGGGUAUUGAAUAUGUUAUUUAUGCUUUCUGUUAAUAUUUCUUAUGGGGAAUUUGGAUUUGGGCCUAAUACUUGUGCAUCAGUUGCUUUUUUCACUUACAUUGCUGUGUUGGCGGGGCAAGCAGAGGCAGGUGCAGCUUAUGAGGAUGAUCUUCACCAUUUGACAUUGAAUCAGGUUAUGUCGAAUUUGAUGAUAGGUACAUUUUAUAAUGGUAAUACUGACAAUUGUUUUGUUAUGGUAGUACGGAGACGAUUACGUUAGUUAGUUAGUUAGCUAGACUGUGAUUAUUAGUAGAACAGUUGAUGUAAGUAGACUAUCUGCGAUGAAGGUUAAUUGGUAAAACGAAUACGGAGUGUACAUUAUUGCUUCUUUGUAAAUUUGUUGAGUACAAUUUACUUGGAAGUUAAUUAACUCUUCAAUUCCUCUAGUCGUUUGGUUAAUUGUUUUAUGGAAUGGAGAAGGCCAACUAACACAAACACCUUAUGCAAUAGUUGCUCGAGAUGACUCACGAAACUUCACCACGAUAAUGAAUUCAAUCUUGGAAACACCAUGUAACAGCAUUGAUAAUAUACAACAUAGAAUGGGCUGGAAUUAAGAGCAUAAGCUAAUCUUAGUACCUUCAAUAUUUUGAAGGCUACCCUAUACACAAGAUAUAGCAGAUAUUGUUGCAGGGAUUGUGAAAUCUUUGGCACUGUCGACUUGAUUCACCGUGAUAUAACAAUCCUAUUCAAGAUUUGUUUAAUUGAAUCAUGUGUAAUACAAUCAUGCACCAAAAAAAGAAAACAUGAGAACAGAUCAAUAAUCAAUGUUUUAUUGUGUACUCCUGUUUCCCUUUGUUGUCAUUUGGUGCUGCCAUGAUCUAACCUAUUAUCGUGUCAAGUAAACCUAUGCCAUCUUGAGGACUAUUUCAUGAGAUGGUUGUGUUGUGGUCUUCUCCACCCCAUAUGAAAGUGUUGUGGUAGUCAGCCUUGUUGGUGCAAGUUCUAACGCCCCUGCACUUGACCAAAUAUGAAUCUGGUUUUCAAGUCAACUUUAGUACAUAGUCACAGAUUAAUUAAUGUACAAGCAUUUGAGCUAAGUAUUUUGCUCCAUCAAUGUACUUGGAUCAUAUUCUCCAGAGGGAUCAUUGAGCUUAAACUUUAGGAGAUGUAAAGAAUGGUUGUUUCAAUCAGUUGCUUAUAAAAAGAGAUACUUUCAAGCUACUAUCAAUUUAACUACAGGUCUGGUGGCUUUCUCAUCACUUGGGAUGGUGGUGUUAGGGCGGUUCAUUAUAAAGUUACUUUUGUCAGCGAUUGGUGCAUAGAUACUUUUUAUCUUCUUAGAAACAUAUACAAGGAUGUUUUGGUCCUCUGAAUCACUUUACCACAAUUCAUUGUGGCAUUCUUUUGUAAAUGCUUGUGUAUAUUAAUCCUAUCCUUGAUCUGGACAGGUAACAGAAAGUUUUACUCCCUUUUGUUGCUUAAAUAAUGUCACUUUUAAGUAGCUUUGUGAAUUUCUGAUUGUUUCAAUUUCCGUCUCUAUGAAGUAAUACAAAACUCUAUAGAAGCCAUUUAAUGUAUUAAGCAGAAUUACUCUCUACUAUUGCCUUUCAUGAUGAGUUAGAUAUAGCAAUCCUUGUGUAUCAUGGCCAUAUGAUGAUUAUGGACAUUUUGAAGCUCAACACUGUAAGUUUUAGUUGGAUUGUCAUUUAUGUGAUAGCUGCAGUAUUUGUGGUUUAUUGGAGAAGGGAACACGGCCGCCGCGGGUGGUUGUUACCUAUUUACAGCUGUAACAGAGAUGAAGAUCAGAAUAGAUGAAAGGUAGCUUCAUGUUUAUACAAACUGUAUCAAGCUUUUCAUUUUCAAUUGCAAGGCUAUA
Messenger RNA from Solanum stenotomum, 2381 nucleotides. RefSeq lists its product as uncharacterized. The transcript has a single exon. NCBI's taxonomy places the organism in Eukaryota, Viridiplantae, Streptophyta, Magnoliopsida, Solanales, Solanaceae. The record is from RefSeq and is a predicted model, not a curated record. Bases 156 to 785 code for a protein of 209 amino acids.